Paecilomyces variotii is the source of this 1101-nucleotide messenger RNA. RefSeq lists its product as hypothetical. NCBI's taxonomy places the organism in Eukaryota, Fungi, Ascomycota, Eurotiomycetes, Eurotiales, Thermoascaceae. The transcript is spliced from 4 exons. Bases 320 to 1051 code for a protein of 243 amino acids. The record is from RefSeq and is a predicted model, not a curated record.
CCCCUCUUAAAGAAUAGCCCAGACGUUAGAUCAAUGACACCUGCCAAGUUAUUUAACUCGCGAUCCCUGAGUAUGAUUAUGAUUUCGUAGUCAUAAAUCAUCAGUGGAGCAGAAAAUAAUCGGAUAACUCGAGGCCAGACCCUGUCGCAUCAACGUGACGUCAGGUAUCUCCAAAUCAUGCCUCUCGACUUGCACAUUGAAAUAUAUAGAGCAUGCUACAUUCAAUGAAAGAUAUUCUAGAUCUUCACCUAGGAUUUAUUUCUAUUUUUUCCAUAUCAACUUAAUUCGCUUCAGAGGAUCCAGCGGAACAUCACUCAUCAUGUCGUGCAGUUCGCAUACCGAUAAAAACAAAGACUUCCCCGUGAUGGACAACGGAGCAGCAGGAGAGCCUCUCCGAACAAAACAUCGCGUUCUAGAAACAGGUGCUGGCAUCCUCCAGGACUUUCAACCCGUCAAGCAAAUUUGUGCCUUUCUCAACGCCUUCCAUAUCUACGCCAACGAUCCAUCACGAUGCGUAGAGGCGAAUCAUUAUUGUUCUCAUAUCACUGAAGAUAUCCGACAAUGCUUGAUAUAUGAUUCCCCCAAGCCGAAUGCUAGGCUUAUUGGGGUUGAGUAUAUGGUCACUCCACGGCUGUAUGAAACGCUUCCGAGAGAGGAGAGGAGACUUUGGCAUUCUCAUGAAUUUGAAGUGAAGAGUGGCAUGCUGGUCAUGCCGGUUCCGCAGGGUGUGCCUGAACCAGUCUGGUCCAAGGCAGAGUCGUCAGAAAUGGAGGAGAUCAUCCCUUUGUACGGCAAGACAUUCCACUUCUGGCAGGUAGAUCGGGGCGAUACGGUGCCCUUGGGGAUGCCGCAGUUGAUGGGAAGUUUCGUCGACGAAGACAUGGUCAAGAGGACAUUCCCAAGUCUGGACAAGAUGAUUGAAGAUCGCGAUCAAAGAUUCCAUCUUGAUCACAAGACAAAGGCCAAGGCCAGGGAGUACAUUGAGAACCCGAAAAAGCAUCCUGAUGCUGAUGGAUUCUGGGAGGACUACGAGAACAAAAAGGCAAAAUAGAUGGUGAAAAUCGUAUGUGUGUCGACAGACUGAGUUACUACUGAAGGCGU